UCGGCUCUGAGUUUCGAGUCCAAGAGAUACCAAAUUAAACUAUUUUAUUUCGGCCGAUUUCGCAGUUUCUAGCAAAUGGCUACUACCAAUCUUCAGUAUAUCCUAAACCCAUUCCCAAGACCCACUUUUUCUCCGAAACUUUUAGCUACUAAAGCUCCAAAAAUGGUGUUCAAGUGUGGUUGUAGCAAUAACAGUAGCACUCGUGUAGGGGAAGAUGUUUUCUCCCUCACUUCUUCCAGCGAAUGUGAUAUUGAUUAUCUGGGACAAAGCACCAAAGGCGAUUUAAACGUCAAUCUGCAACAUCUUGAGACUUUCGGGCUUGAUGGUGAGGCCACUUUAGAAGGUCCAAUUGAACAGGUAGCUAGGCUGGAGGCAGAGGAGGCUGGGGGUUUACUCAGAGAGCUGGGUAUUACGAGUCCCUCAGCAGCAAGGCUCUCUUCUCGUGGUAUAUUUUGCAGCCGGACUCUGAAUCUUAGGUCGAUAAGUGCUAUAGGAUAUGACAUGGACUACACUUUGAUACACUAUAACGUGAUGGCUUGGGAAGGGCGUGCUUAUGAUUACUGCAUGGAGAAUUUGAAGAAUAUGGGUUUCCCAGUUGAGGGACUUGCCUUUGACCCUGAUUUGGUAAUUAGGGGUCUUGUUAUUGACAAACAAAAAGGAAAUUUGGUUAAGGCUGACCGGUUUGGCUAUGUGAAAAGGGCCAUGCAUGGCACUAAAAUGCUAUCUACUCAAGCUGUUAGCGAGAUUUAUGGGAGAGAACUGGUGGACCUGCGGAAGGAGAGUCAGUGGGAGUUCCUUAAUACGUUAUUUUCUGUUUCAGAAGCUGUUGCAUAUAUGCAGAUGGUGGACAGAUUGGAUGAUGGAGCGAUUCCUGCAGAUCUUGGUCCACUGGACUAUAAAGGACUUUACAAGGCUGUUGGAAAGGCUUUAUUCAGGGCACAUGUAGAAGGUCAACUUAAGAGUGAGAUAAUGUCCAAACCUGAAUUAUUUGUGGAGCCUGAUCCAGAGCUACCUUUAGCACUUUUGGAUCAAAAGGAGGCAGGUAAAAAGUUGCUGCUUAUUACAAACUCAGAUUAUCAAUACACAGACAAAAUGAUGCGGCAUUCUUUUAACAGAUUCUUGCCCAAUGACAUCUGUUGGCGAGAUCUUUUUGACAUGGUAAUAGUCUCAGCAAGGAAGCCAGAGUUUUUUCAAAUGUCGCACCCAUUGUAUGAGGUGGUGACCAGUGAGGGCUUAAUGCGUCCAUGCUUCAAGGCUCGUACAGGGGGGUUGUACUCUGGGGGAAGUGCUCAGAUGGUUGAGAAUUUCCUAAAUAUCCAUGGAGAUGAGAUUCUUUAUGUUGGCGAUCAUAUUUAUACUGAUGUAAGUCAAUCCAAAGUCCAUUUACGAUGGCGAACAGCAUUGAUUUGUCGAGAACUGGAGGAAGAGUAUAAUGCUUUGAUACUAAGCCGGGGUCAUCGUGCGACUGUGAUAGAGCUUAUAAAUCAAAAGGAGGUUGUAGGGGAUCUAUUUAACCAACUACGGUUGGCUCUGCAACGUAGAAUCAAAGGACGUCCAGCUCAGACACUUGCUGCAACUAACAUGGAUGACCGAGAACUGACAGAGAGCAUGCAGAAGCUUCUUAUUGUCAUGCAAAGGCUCGAUGAGAAGAUUGCUCCAUUGCUAGAAGCAGAUGGAGAGCUGUUUAAUAAAAGGUGGGGCUUCCUUUCACGCGCCGGUCUGUGGGACAAAAGUCACUUGAUGCGACAAAUUGAGAAGUAUGCUGAUAUAUAUACAUCUAGAGUAUCGAAUUUUCUGAAUUAUACCCCUUUCAUGUAUUUCCGGUCACAAGAGCAGACACUUGCUCAUGAUUCAUAUUCACAUGACCGUUCAGAACAAAACGGAGAGUGAAAUUCGGAGUCGUCUUCUGGUGGUGAUGGUGACGAUAAUGAUGUUUUCAAAGAUAAGUGUAUUCUAAAAUACUAUUUAAAUAGUAAUCAUGUACUAAUAUAUUUCGAGUAAACCACAAAUGGAUUAGCUGAGCUGAGCUGAACCGAGCAAGAAGUUUAGACUGUUUUGUGUUUUUAGCUUAGUUGUUUAUAGUAUGGUGCGGCCGUGGGUCGUAUUCGUGGAUCAUUCAUACUAGGAAUCAAUAUGAUUAUUGUCACCAUAUUGU
Molecule: messenger RNA, 2155 nt
Organism: Hibiscus syriacus
Lineage: Eukaryota; Viridiplantae; Streptophyta; Magnoliopsida; Malvales; Malvaceae
Product: 5'-nucleotidase domain-containing protein 4-like
Exons: 17
Coding region: 76-1890 (604 amino acids)
Molecular function (GO): 5'-nucleotidase activity
Source: RefSeq, a predicted model, not a curated record